AUGCAGUCUCUUAAAGGUCCAGGAGCUCCUCAGUCAUAUGACGGAGCCGGCUUGCGGAUCGCGAUUGUCCACGCCAGAUGGAACAUGGGGAUAAUUGGACCCCUCGUGGAGGGCGCCAAGAAGACCCUUCGAGCAUCUGGCGUGGCGGAGGAUCAUAUCGAGACUUUCACUGUUCCAGGAAGCUACGAGCUACCAUACACUGUCCAGCGCAUCUACUCGGCCUCGCAAAUACAAGCGGCCAACGCGGGGUCAUCCGGCGAAGGCAUCAGCGCAACGGACCUACUCUCUUCUUCUACAACUGACCUGAGCAAAACGGGGUCGUCGACCUCGGCGGCAUCGUCCAAGCCAUAUGACGCUAUAAUCGCCAUUGGUGUUCUCAUCAAGGGUGAGACAAUGCAUUUCGAGUACAUCUCGGAAGCCGUUACCCACGGGUUGAUGCGUGUCCAGCUCGAUACUGGGGUACCAGUAAUCUUCGGAGUUCUUACGCUUUUGACUGAAGAGCAGGGACUUGAGAGAGCGGGACUGGGUAGUGGAAAUAUGCACAACCACGGCGAAGACUGGGGUAAUGCGGCGGUUGAGCUGGGUGUUCGGAGGAAGGGCUGGGCUGAGGGUGUGCUCAACUGA
Molecule: messenger RNA, 624 nt
Organism: Aspergillus calidoustus
Lineage: Eukaryota; Fungi; Ascomycota; Eurotiomycetes; Eurotiales; Aspergillaceae
Source: the annotation of a GenBank genome assembly